AUGAUAAUUAGUUUAAGAAAUAUUUCGAUAACAAUAUUUUUGAUAAUCUCGAUAUCAGGAGAAAAUUGUGAUGGUCCAUUAUGUUCUCAUGUUUUUGAUGAAGUAUGUGGGAUGGCGGAGUUAAAAGAUGGUACUCAGAUAAUAAAGAGAUAUAAAAAUUUCUGCUAUAUGAAGGCAAUGGAGUGUGAACUGAGUUCUGUAAUGGAAAUUAAUCAAGUAGCUGACGAUCUUUGCGGUAUAAAAAAAAUACAGACCCGUCGCGAAAUGGAUCAUACUUUAACCGGUGCAAUUCAGGUCUGUAACCACUCGUGUCCCCUUUCCUGCACUGAAGUAUCUGAUCCUGUCUGUGCAAAGAUCUGGAGGCGAUAUUCAACACUGCGUAGUUCAUAUAGACCUUUUAUUAACCAUUGCCAUGUUGAUUUGUUUUCCUGUACUACCGGUUUAAAUGUAACAAUUGUGCCUAUAUAUUCAUGCUACGGGAGUCCCAGAGUUCUUACGUUCUUGGAACACAUAGCUAUAAUGAAAUACUUAAAUAUUAUGGACUGA
Spodoptera littoralis (African cotton leafworm) is the source of this 546-nucleotide messenger RNA. The record is from the annotation of a GenBank genome assembly. NCBI's taxonomy places the organism in Eukaryota, Metazoa, Arthropoda, Insecta, Lepidoptera, Noctuidae.